This is a messenger RNA of Suillus plorans, 1799 nucleotides long. RefSeq names its product tRNA synthetases class I (M)-domain-containing protein. Gene Ontology annotation, molecular function: ATP binding; methionine-tRNA ligase activity. NCBI's taxonomy places the organism in Eukaryota, Fungi, Basidiomycota, Agaricomycetes, Boletales, Suillaceae. The transcript has 7 exons. The record is from RefSeq and is a predicted model, not a curated record. Gene Ontology annotation, biological process: methionyl-tRNA aminoacylation. Bases 19 to 1698 code for a protein of 559 amino acids.
AGUCUAAACUCUGCGUGAAUGCUAUUCUGCCGCAAAAUUCCAACCAGGACUCCCAUUUACAACUCAUGUAGAUCACGAUUACCUGCUCUAUGUCGAUUUCUCUCUACAGCCACUGAUACUUCCACAAGCAAGCCAUUCUACAUCACUACACCAAUAUUCUAUCCGAACGCAGCUCCGCACAUAGGUCAUCUGUACUCACUCGUCACUGCUGAUAUAUUCGCUCGCUUUACGCGUAUAUCUGAGCCGGACCGACUGGUGCACUUCCUGACAGGAACAGACGAACAUGGUUUAAAAAUACAAAAGGCCGCCAAGGACCGCGGAAUAGAGCCUUCUGUACUCUGUGAUGCUCUCAGCGAGCAGUUUCGUAGGCUUGGUAAUCGUGCCAACAUCAGCAGUACAGUAUUUUUGCGCACGACUGAAGCGAGACAUAGAGAAGCUGUGGAACACGUUUGGCGCACUCUUACCGCACAAGAUCUCAUCUAUAAGGGCACAUAUUCUGGAUGGUAUUCCAUUUCUGAUGAAUGUUUCUAUACCGACAGUCAGAUCACUCAUCUGCCCUCCUCUCUAACUCCUGUCUCCAUUGAGACUGGCUCUGCAGUUGAGUGGUCCAGCGAGUCAAAUUACAAGUUCCGUCUUUCCAGCUUCCAGGAGCGUUUGCUAGACUAUUACACUACCAAUCCAAAAUCAAUAUACCCAUCAGCUCACCGAGAAAGGUUGAUUCAGACCUUGAAAGACGAACCUCUUGAUGACCUGUCAAUUUCACGACCGCGGGAGAGAUUGACUUGGGGCAUUCCCGUUCCGGGCGACAUGUCACAUACUAUGUAUGUGUGGUUCGACGCACUGACGGUGUAUCUCACCGGAGUUGGAUUUCCUGCUGAGCAGCAAGGAUCACUGUGGCCUCCUAACAUCCAGGUCAUUGGGAAGGAUAUUGUUCGUUUCCAUGCUUUGUACCUGCCUGCUAUGCUCCUCGCGAUGGGAAUGCCGCUCUCGCAUACACUUCUUGCGCAUGCACACUGGACAGCACAGCAGCGCAAAAUGUCGAAGUCUAUAGGCAAUGUAGCGGAUCCAUUCGAUGCCAUGGAUACGUGGGGUGUGGAUGCCGUCCGAUUUUACAUGGCACGUGUCGGUGGUCGUUUCAGAGACGAUGUUGAUUGGUCUCCUGAACAACUCGAGAAGCACGCGGACGAAAUCCGUAGUUUGCUCGGCAACUUCUUCUUACGCAUUACCUCGAGAACAAUCCAGAAACGUGUGGUGUCUGUGCCUCAACUCACGUUUGUUCAGCUCCUUGAUCAGUCCCUCAAUGGCCCCAAUGGUGACGUGCUAUCAUCGCUACGUAACCUGAAGGGAAGAGUUGAACAAUGUAUGGAGAAGUUUGAGGUGGGGGAUGCGCUCGAUGCCAUCAUCCUUGUCCUCAGAGAGGCGAACGGCGCAUUAACACACACCGCGCCCUGGUCGAUCCAAAGUCCGCCUGAAGCCGCACAAGUGUCCUACCUUCUCUCGCUUGAAGUUCUACGGGUCACUGGUAUAUGCUUGCAACCCUUCAUUCCCGAGGCUGCGCGGAAUCUAUUGGAUGCAUUGGGUGUUCCGAAGGCAGAGCGGAACAUGGAUGCUGCAGCUGUGGGUAAGGGCAGUGUCGGGGAAGUGAAGGGUGUGAAACUUUUUGAGGGCAAGAGAGAGAUAGCCAGCGGGGGUCAAUAAUUGUCUGCUGUGUAAAGCCAAGAACACGUGUUCGUCUACAUGAGUGAGCAGUACGCGUGCACGCUCGAUGCCAUCACAGUGCACACCCCAUCUACGAACGC